ACAGCUAGAUGAAGGUGUUGGUUUGUGUCCUCCUGGCUGUCCUCCUGACGGAGACGUCGGCCUCAUCUUCAGGCCUGGUCCCCAAUGUGAGUCUUUAUGAUGUCGUGUGGAGUUACAGCGACCCGUUGGCGGAGGAGAUUCUCCGCUCGUCCUCCUUCGUCGAGGCGCUCCGGUCCAGCCGGCUCACGGAGCGCUGCUACACCCGCUUCGUCCAGCAGGAGGCGCUCUAUCUGCACCGAGUCAGCAGCAUACUGGGGGUUCUGGUUAAUAGUUUACAGGAAGAAGAUGACAUCAGGUCACUGCUGCUGGACACGCUGAAACACUACAGCAGCAGAAACCAGAGCGUCCAGGCUUCGCCUCCCCCACAGUGGCUCCUCUCCUCCCUCCUGUCCUUCCCCUCGCUGGUUCUGGAGGAGCCCGUCUACUGGCUGGUGGCUCUGUCGGCCCGGGCCGGCCUCCGGCGCUUCCUGGCCGAGCGGCUGCUCUUCUCUCAACUCCGACCUGGAGCCUCGCUGUUGUUUGAGGCCGAGGAGUGGAGCAAAGAAACGCUGAGGGAGGUCGCCUGGACACGCAGGUACAGACGAGUGUUGGAGGAACGCCAGGACCGGAUGGACGUGUUUAAAGCCAUAAACAUCUUCAGAGAGCACAUGUUGAACCAGAAGAGUUUCUACAAGACUGUAUCGUGUGAUGAAGACGAGGAUAGCAGCUGCGGAUGAAGAUGUCCAGACACAAGCAACGAACGGGAACCGGCUCUCCGCCAGGACCGAGGACGUCUUUGUACAGACAACUCCUGGCAGAAAUUAGGACUUUAAAGAACGUGUUGUUGAUGAAGAUACAAUAUCUGAUUCUGUUGUUUACUGCAACAUUCAGCAUCUCUUUUACAUUCAGAAAUCAUCUUUUAUGCAGAGACACACACAGACACACACACACACAUAUACACACACAUACACACAUACACA
Messenger RNA from Perca fluviatilis (European perch), 959 nucleotides. RefSeq lists its product as uncharacterized. Bases 9 to 716 code for a protein of 235 amino acids. The record is from RefSeq and is a predicted model, not a curated record. The transcript is spliced from 7 exons. Lineage: Eukaryota; Metazoa; Chordata; Actinopteri; Perciformes; Percidae.